CAUUGCCAAUUGUCUUAUCACAAGAAAAACAACGACUCGUCUUAACUACGAAACAGUUUGAACAGAAAACAUCCUCACCACUCCUCUUGUUGGAGCUGAACUGGUACCUACGGUAGACGUUAUACCUCUGAGACCCGAGAUUGAGCUCUUGCUAUACAAACGGUCAAUAGAACUUCUCCAUCAGCGUUUCACAAGUAUUGUUACCACAAAGCAGCAAUAUCGUCACAAAAGUGACUUUUGGAACUUGGGAUCCACCAGCUCACCACCCCACUCCGUUGCCCAAAAUGGCCAACAACACCAUCACCCCCUCCAGCUCCGAGCCGGAAAUGACCCAAGUCAAAAGUUACGGCGCCACCACCCUCGUCACCGCCGAGCAGACCACCUCCAACACCAGCGGCGCCGCUCCCAACAACAAUGCUGUCCUCACCGGCCUUGACGAACCUGACCUCGUCGCCCUCGGCAUCCAAAAGCUCGAAGCGCAAAACGUGCACUGGUACUCGUACCUCCUGACCGUUGACUUCUGGCUGGUCAUCCUCAUCGGGCAAAUUCUCUCUCUCUGCAUCACGGCAACCAACACCUUCUCCUCUUUCCUCAGCGAACUGGGAACCUCGAUCCCCGCCAUCCAAACCAUCUUUGUCUACGCCUUGAUCUUUCUCGUCUACUUCCCGAUUGCCCUUUACAAGACCGGCGGCCCUCGCAAGUUCUUUGAGCAAACCUGGCGCAACAGCUGGAAGUACAUCAUUCUCAGUUUUCUCGAUGUCGAAGGCAACUAUUUCACCGUCCUGGCCUACCGCUACACCAACCUCUUGUCAGCACAACUCCUCAACUUCUGGUCCAUUGUCUGCGUCGUCAUCAUCUCCUUUGCCCUCCUCAAAGUGCGGUACAAAUGGUUUCAGAUCGGGGGCAUCCUGAUUUGCUGCGGCGGCAUGGGCAUCCUGCUGGCUUCGGACCACAUCACCGGUUCCAACGGAGGUCCCGGAGUGAACAUGCUGAAGGGCGACCUCUUUGGCCUCUUGGGCGCCACCUUGUACGGAAUCUCCAAUGUCUACGAAGAGUGGUUCGUUUCCAAACGGCCCGUUUACGAGGUUCUUUCCUUCCUGGGCUUUUUCGGCGUCAUCAUCAACGGCGUCCAGGCCGCCAUUUUCGACCGACAGGCCGCCACGGACGCUACCUGGAACGGCCCUGUGGCCGGCUACCUAGUCGGUUACACCUUCGCCAUGCUGAUUUUCUACUCCCUCGCUCCCCUGAUCUUGCGCAUGGGCAGCGCCGCCUUUUUCGAUAUUUCCCUUUUAACGGCCAACUUCUGGGGCGUCAUUGUGGGUGUCAAGGUGUUCAAGUAUGUCAUUCACUUUAUGUAUCCGAUUGCGUUUGUGUGCAUUAUCUUGGGACUGGUGGUGUAUUUCCUGGCUGGAAGCGUGCUGGGCGAUUCCAAGAAGCCGUGGUUGGGCGCAGAUCAGAGUGAGGGUGUGGCGGGCGUGGGAACCGCCAAGUUAAAGGCGUUGAAUGCGGCGAGGCAGAAGGCCCUGGCUGAUGGGGAGGCUGGGGCGAGGGUGUGAUUGGACAUUUGGGGCAUGUGAGGGGGCGAGGGUGGGUGUGAGUGAAUGAUCCAAGCGGGACGAAGAGGGUGUGAACAAUGGAUGAAGAGUCUUUUCCGAUAAGGAGUGGUUGUCUCGAUAACUUCUUGUCAGAAGGAGUUGAGUUGAUUGGAGGACAGUUGGGA
Messenger RNA from Neurospora hispaniola, 1720 nucleotides. RefSeq lists its product as uncharacterized. Bases 285 to 1556 code for a protein of 423 amino acids. Gene Ontology annotation, cellular component: membrane. The transcript has a single exon. The record is from RefSeq and is a predicted model, not a curated record. Gene Ontology annotation, biological process: transmembrane transport. Gene Ontology annotation, molecular function: transmembrane transporter activity. NCBI's taxonomy places the organism in Eukaryota, Fungi, Ascomycota, Sordariomycetes, Sordariales, Sordariaceae.